CUGAACUGUGGACAUUCAUCUGCCGAGAAGAGCUGUGCGACAAUUCUGGUACAGAUACGCAGCAGACACACCGCACCAGAUACGCAGCACUGUAAUGUGGAAACGGAGAGCAACCGGGCAGGAUAGUGAAAUACGGAAACUUUUGACGAAGGAAGUGAUUCGAAUUAAAACAGAGUCGGGUGAAGGUUGAAUUUGAGUGUAUGUGGACGACAUUUUACUGUGAAACUUGCUGAAUUCGUACUGACUGAAACAUCGGAAGGCACUUUUCAGAAUGGCAACCGUGGCCUCCAGCUGCACCAGUCUGACCUGGGACUACAUCACCUUCUUUGUGUUCGUGAUCGUGUCCACCUUGAUCCCACUGUGGGGUCGCUUCUUCGGACGUAAGGAAAAGACCAAAGCUGAGUAUGUCUUCGGAAUGGGAACCAUCUCCGUUGGCGCUAUGAUGCUGUCGAUUGCUCGUGGAACGCUGGGUGUACGAUCGUUGCUCGGCUAUCCGAGUGAACUGUUCUAUCGAGGAUCGGCCAUGUGGGAAACGCUGUACGGCAUGGUGACCGCCUAUCCGAUUGUGUGCUACGUAUUCAUUCCGGUGUACUUCAAUCUGGGGAUCACUUCGGUGUAUCAGUAUCUGGAUUUGAGAUUCAAUAGUCGCCUGGUUCGCUGUCUUGCUUCCGGAACCUACGUCGUCAGAGCGUUACUGAUCCUUGGUGUCACCCUGUAUACUCCAGCAGUUGCUUUGAAUACCGUCGUUGGAGUCCCGUACUGGGCAUCACUGCUCUUGAUCACGGUCACUACCAUUACCUUCAACCUUCUGGGUGGUCUCAAAGCUGCCAUAACAGCAGAUGUGAUCCAAGGAGUCACCAUGAUACUACUCAUGAUCGCCAUCGUCAUCCAGUCCAUGGUUAACGUGUGGAGCGUCGAGAAGAUUGUCACCGUUCCAGCUGAAGAAGGUCGCCUCACAUUCUUCGACUUCACCGGAGACCCAACUAUCCGAGUAGACACUACUUCAGCCUGGCUUGGACAGCUGUUCAUGUCGUUAAGUAUAUUCGGAUGUCAGCAGAGCUUCGUUCAGCGAUACCUCAGCAUGGGAUCAUUUCAAGAAAUUCAACGUACCAUCAUGACCAACGUUCCGAUCAUUAUCAUCCUUUUCACGUUGGUCUGGGUCGUCGGAAUGGGCAUCUUCUCGGUGUACGUCGACUGUGAUCCUCUAGCAGCUGGGUUUAUCAGCAAAAUCGACGAAAUUGCUGCCUUCUUUGUCCAGGAUAAGUUCUCGUAUCUUCCGGGAUUCUUGGGGUUGUUCAUGGGAUCCCUCUUGAACGGUGCGUUGACUUUGAACGUGUCCAAUAUUAAUGCAGCGGCCACCGUCACCUGGGAGGAUUUCUUGGCACCGCUGCCGUAUUUCAAGGACACCCGUGACAAAAAGCAGCUGCGCAUGAUCAGGGUCAUCGGAGCCGUGUACGGAGUGAUUGUCAUGGGGAUAGGCUUUGCCGUCGGUCUGCUAUCCGGGGUGAUCGAGAGCAGUAUGCUGAUGACCUCGGCCACUUCCGGUCCAUUGCUGGGAGUAUUUCUGCUGGCAAUGCUGGUUCCGGUUUGUAACUGGAAAGGUGCCGCAAGUGGAAUGAUCAUUUCACACAUCGUUACUCUUUGGAUCACGUUUGGAGGAUUGACAAUCGAUAACGAGACGCCAUUGCUUCCCACGUCUGUCGAAGGGUGCAACAACGAAACCUUUUCGAAUGGUAUUAUAAAACGGUCUGAAUCGUGGAUGGCAUCUUCCAUUGCUAUAACAGAUGACUUUGAUGACUUGCCUCUCAAUUCCACAAACAUUACUCGAGGAUUCCCGGAAAACCUGUACGCCAUAUCGUAUAUGUAUUACAGUUUGAUUGGCACGUUUAUCACAAUGCUGGUGGGCACGGUUGUCAGUUACGUAACCAGCGAUCGAGAAGCAGAUGCCUAUGAUCAACGUUUGCUGUACUCGGUGGUUUACAAACUGAGCCACGCGUGGCCUGGCGAGGAACGAUACUAUGUCAACAAUCCGAAAAUUAAAGCCAAAUCAGUGAAGAACCUCGAGGGGCAGUGUAACGGGGCAUUUGAUGAGAAGCCGAAGGGAAAGGUUUAA
Aedes albopictus (Asian tiger mosquito) is the source of this 2113-nucleotide messenger RNA. Its product is annotated as sodium-coupled monocarboxylate transporter 1-like. The transcript has 5 exons. Lineage: Eukaryota; Metazoa; Arthropoda; Insecta; Diptera; Culicidae. Gene Ontology annotation, biological process: transmembrane transport; sodium ion transport. Gene Ontology annotation, cellular component: membrane. Gene Ontology annotation, molecular function: symporter activity. The record is from RefSeq and is a predicted model, not a curated record. Bases 272 to 2113 code for a protein of 613 amino acids.